Magnolia sinica is the source of this 3589-nucleotide messenger RNA. RefSeq names its product lysine-specific demethylase JMJ13-like. Gene Ontology annotation, molecular function: histone demethylase activity. Gene Ontology annotation, biological process: chromatin remodeling. Gene Ontology annotation, cellular component: nucleus. The coding region runs from base 444 to 3131 and encodes 895 amino acids. The record is from RefSeq and is a predicted model, not a curated record. The transcript has 11 exons. Lineage: Eukaryota; Viridiplantae; Streptophyta; Magnoliopsida; Magnoliales; Magnoliaceae.
GUUUUCUUAACAUUUGUUUUUAAUAAUUAACUAUAAAUACCCCUCCCUUACCCUUUUUUCCGGUUUUCUAAGUCCCGUUUCCCGAUAUCGUACUAUUCUUCCCAUCCUCCGUUGCCUUCUCGCCGGAAAACCUCCUUUUUCUCGCCGGAAAACCUCCUUUCUCCUCGUCGGGAAUCUGCUCUGGCCGGUUUUCUGCUUGACUUUUAUUCGAAGAAAGCGUGGAAUUUCCAGCGACUUUUCUUCGCUUUGGAGGGAAGCUUCGGAUCUCGGGUUCUGACGCGGCUGGAUUUCUUGUAAUGUGCGUCGCCGUUUCUUGAAAGCACCGUUUUAACGGAAGGAAACGGCAGAGGUCGGGUAUAGGGUUUCGGGUUGGGGAGGAUUUCUUAUGCUUUUGUCCCAUUCGACGGACGGCGGAGGAUUCGAGGGAAGACGGUCGGUAUGAAAUGGUGGAAGGAAGGGCUUGUUUGUCCAGAGAGGCUAAGAAUGCACUAGAAAUUCUUAAGCGUAAGAGGCUCCAACGGAUGAAUUUGGGCAUUGCAUCUGAAGGAGUAAAUGUUACUAAUAUGAUGGCUAGAAGUGGUGGGGAUGCUUUAAGAGCUUCAACAUCAUGUGGAAUGAGAUUGCCUGAAAAUGUGCAUUUGAAUUCACGGGUUAGUGGUGUUUCAAGUGGAAGGGAUGUUUUCUCAAAGCACAAGGUUGAAAAAUUCGACACAGCUGAUUUAGGAUGGAUAGACCAAAUUCCUGAGUGCCCUGUAUUCAGCCCCACAAAGGAGGAGUUUGAGGAUCCCUUAAUUUAUCUACAACAGAUUGCUCCAGUAGCUUCUAAAUAUGGUAUAUGCAAGAUUAUUUCGCCUUUGAGUGCUUCUGUACCUGCGGGUGUUGUAUUGAUGAAAGAAAAAACUGGUUUCAAGUUUCAAACAAGAGUGCAACCUCUCCGGUUUGCGGAGUGGGAUACAGAUGAUAAGGUCUCCUUUUUCAUGAGUGGGAGAAAGUAUUCAUUCCGUGAAUUUGAGAAAAUGGCGAACAAGGUUUUUACUCGAAGAUACGUUAGUGCUGGAUGUCUUCCUGCCAAAUACUUGGAAGAGGAAUUUUGGAAUGAAAUUGCUUGUGGCAAGAUAGAAGCUGUUGAGUAUGCAUGCGAUAUUGAUGGAAGUGCCUUUUCAUCUUCUUCUAUCGAUCAACUUGGAAAAAGCAAAUGGAACUUGGAGAGGCUUUCUCGGCUGCCCAAAUCUGUGUUGCGACUGCUGCCGAGUGCAAUCCCGGGAGUAACAGAUCCCAUGCUUUACAUUGGAAUGCUGUUCAGUAUGUUUGCAUGGCAUGUGGAAGAUCAUUACUUGUACAGCAUCAAUUAUCAUCAUUGCGGUGCAUCGAAAAGUUGGUAUGGGAUUCCUGGUCAUGCAGCUCCUGAUUUUGAAAAAGUGGUCCGGGAGCAUGUGUACUCUCGUGAAAUUCUAUCCACUGAAGGAGAUGAUGCAGCAUUUGAUGUGCUUUUGGGAAAGACAACCAUGUUUCCUCCAAACAUUCUGUUAGAACACGGUGUUCCUGUAUAUAAAGCUGUACAAAAGCCAGGAGAGUUUGUUAUCACUUUUCCUAGAGCAUAUCAUGCUGGAUUCAGUCACGGUUUUAAUUGUGGCGAGGCAGUGAACUUUGCAAUUGGUGACUGGUUUCCGCUGGGAGCAGUUGCUAGCCAGCGUUACAGUCUUCUUAACAGGAUGCCCCUCCUUCCUCAUGAAGAACUCCUUUGCAAAGAAGCGAUGCUUCUAUUUGAGAGAUCGUCUGCUCCUGAAUCCAGAGAUCUGGCUCCUUCAUCAGCAGACUUGGUUUCACAGCAGUGCAUAAAGGCUUCUUUUGUGCACCUAAUGCGGUUUCAGCAUCGUGCUCGCUGGUCACUCAUGAAGUUAGGAGCACGUACGAGCUUUUCUCCAGCUUCUGAGGGAACUAUACUCUGCAGCCUUUGCAAGCGUGAUUGUUAUGUGUCGUGUGUUAAAUGCAACUGUCAUAUGGAUCCUAUCUGCCUUCGCCAUGACACUGAGGCAAGGGGCUGUUCAUGUGGGCAUGACCGUCUUAUUUUUGUGAGGGAGGAUCUUUUGAAAAUGGAAGUUGCUUCCCAGAAAUAUGAGCAGGAAGAUGGAAUAUUAGAGGCGGUUCAACGGCAACUGGAGUUAGGCAAUGACUUGUGCCCGCAGCCCAGUUUGUUCUCAUGCUGUGAAGAAGAUGGAUACGUGCCAUAUUGUGAGAUAAAGAUUGAACAGAAUUCUAAAUGUGCAGAGCAAGCUCAGGUUCAAUUACGAGAACCAGAUUGUGUUUCUCACAGACCGGCGAUGCAGAAUAGUGGGAACAGCUUCAUCAAAUCUGAUGUGGUUGAAGUUACUCCAUCUCCUUCAGUCACUGCUGUGCCGAGGGAUGACAGCUUGUCUUUGCAUGGUCCUGUGAAUGUUAACAAUACAAUGACCUCUUCAGCUAAGGGUUCUGAAAAAGUAUCAGCUAGUGGACAUGAAUCUUCCCAAUCCUCUCUGUCUUAUAACAGUUGUUUGUCUACCGAUCAUGGCAGUUCACACGUUGUGCAGGUUAUACCUGCCGUGGAUCAAUACAGCGAAGAUUCUGAUUCUGAGAUGUUCAGGGUCAAGCGUAGAUCCACUGUGAAAGUAGAGAAGAGAACUGUGAACAGCAUAAUAAACUCAAAGGCCACCGAACAGCAGGCACUUAAACGGCUGAAGAAACAUCACCUGGACAGAAGAACUGAGCAAUUCCCAUCAUCAGAUUGUGUGCCCGACAAGCUGGACCAGCCUGCUGCAAAUCACCAUUUUAAAGAAGCUCUAGAUUCUGCUCCAAAAAACAGAGUCAGCGGCGUGGUUGCUGCUGCCUCCAACAAAUUCAAAGCACCACCAAUUGACACAAAGCUGAGCAUGGAACCGAAAUCAAGGGAUCAAACUGCAAGGGCUAAUUUUCAGGUUGAUGUAGGAUCAAAUGUUAGGGAACUCACACCAUUUGAGUACGGAACAAAGCGUCUGAAAGUUAGAGGCCUGUCACUUCCUGGUGGCGAGCAGUCCGGCCUGAUCUGCCAGCUGCUGCCAGAAGUAGGUGACGAGAAAUCUAGAGGAGCAGGCUCUAAGAGGAGCACCAUAACAUGACCCAUUCCUAAACGGAGUUCUCUAACACACCUGAACAACAACAGAAGUCUUGACUCUAGGAUGACAAUGUCAAAUUGACAGGGUGAGUUUAGCAUUGACGGAAACUCAGAUUCUUUGCGUGGGCGCCGAAUUUGGGGUCUACUGACACACGAACGAUCAUAUGGUCAUUGAAUUCUUCUUGGGUUCUCGGCCGGAUCUCUUCUUUUGUUUCAGCUUUCGGAAGGGGGCCAUGGCAAGUGGGGACGGCGAGAGUUAGUUGCUGUGUAGGCUAAGAUACGUACAUGGAUUUAUAUCAUUGAUCAUUGAUUCUUUUGAGCAACUGGGUUAUAUUAUUCCCGCAAUCUCGUGAUGUGUCACAGUUCCCUAUUCGAUUUCUUUAUUCUUUUAUAACACAACCGGUCCUGUAACUUGGACUUCAAUAAAAAGAAAAAAAAAAUCACGAAGAAGUUUCUCUUUUC